AUGACCUUUUUAAAAGGGUAUAAUUUUGUUAUAACAGUUGUGAAGGAUAAUAAAGAACAUUCAGAAUGUUCAGGAUAUCUUUGUGACUAUGAGGAAUUUUAUACUGAUGAACUAAGUAAUUCUAGUAUAAACGGAUCAAAGACUAGAUCUCUACAUCCUAAAAUUGAACAAAAUGCAUUAACGCAAUUAUAUAAACUUAGAUUUUUAUUAAAAUAA
This is a messenger RNA of Funneliformis caledonium, 216 nucleotides long. The record is from the annotation of a GenBank genome assembly. Lineage: Eukaryota; Fungi; Glomeromycota; Glomeromycetes; Glomerales; Glomeraceae.